Oryza sativa Japonica Group (Japanese rice) is the source of this 3576-nucleotide messenger RNA. RefSeq names its product triacylglycerol lipase SDP1. NCBI's taxonomy places the organism in Eukaryota, Viridiplantae, Streptophyta, Magnoliopsida, Poales, Poaceae. Gene Ontology annotation, biological process: lipid metabolic process. The record is from RefSeq and is a predicted model, not a curated record. Gene Ontology annotation, molecular function: triacylglycerol lipase activity.
CAUCAUAUGGGACAUUAGGGUCCCAUCGGUUUAUUAUCCAACUGCCAAAUUAUCCACUAUCUUACGAAAUUUCUUUUCAAGGUUACACUGUUUCCGCUCAAAAUUCAAGUCCAGCCUCAAGAGAUACGGAGGAUAUCAUGCUUGCGCCAUCAAAAUUCCUCUUCCUCGAUCUCACCUCACCUGUGCGUAGAGACUAGAGAGAGGAGAGGAGACGGAUGGACUUGCGCUGCACAUAACCAACUGGUUCUUGCUUCCACGCUUGCUCCACUCCCCACUCCCCGUGGAGUCGCGCGGUUUCCCCCCGCUUCCACGCAAUUUUUUUUUCUUUAAUGAGAUUAGUAUAAUCUGCUUGAUUCGUCCAAGACUAUCGGGAGCUUGCGCUUAUUAGCUUCUUCUUUUCAUUCCGAUUUGGUGGGGUUUGAGUUUGAUUGAUUCUUUCCCCCCACGUUUCCUUGUUCUUGAUGUGUAUCGAUUCGAGGGUGAGAUCAAAGUAUCAAACCAUACGAUUCUUGGGGUAUUUGGGUUGUUUUAGCUUCUGAUGAUUUCUUGAUCUGGAAGCUUGCGCGAUCUCACAAUCCGAAUCUUUUAGCUCGGAUUGCGUGUCUACAAGGCUCCAUUGAUCCGUUGUUUGGUUGCAUCAUCAGGAUCACUUUUUUCCUUCUAAGUUCUACACUCCAAGGGUCGAUACGAAUUGGGGAUUCUGCAGUUGUUUCUGCUCAAAAUUUCAGUCUCUUUGGAUAUCAAAAGCUCAAUUCAAGGUCAGAGUUUGGGAAUUUUCCCAGUUUUUGACUUGUCAAGCUCAAUCAAGAUCGCCAAUGGAUUUGUCCGGGGAAGCAAGCCUCGGGGGAUUCAAGAUCGGGCCAUCGACGCUCGUCGGCCGCGGGGUAGCCAUCCGCGUGCUCCUCCUCAGCUCGCUGUGGCGCCUGCGCGAGCGCGCCUACGCCGCCGCCUCGCGCGUGCGCGGCGCGGCGCUUCCGGUGGUCGCGCCCUGGCUCCACCUCAGGAACACCCAUGGCAUCCUCCUCGUGGUUGUCCUCUUCGCGCUGUUCCUGAGGCGGCUCUCUGGCGCGCGGUCGCGGGCGGCGCUGGCGCGCCGGCGGUUGCAGUGCAAGAAGGCGAUGAGGUACGCGGCGAGCUACGAGGAGUGGGCGCGCGCCGCCAAGGUGCUCGACAAAAUGUCUGAGCAGGUCAGUGAGAGCGAUUUCUACGACGAGGAGCUCAUCAGGAACAGGCUGGAGGAGCUCCGAAGGCGGAGGGAGGAAGGGUCGCUCCGGGAUGUGGUGUUCUGCAUGCGUGGUGAUCUUGUGAGGAAUUUGGGGAACAUGUGCAAUCCCGAGCUUCAUAAGGGCAGGCUUGAGGUUCCUAAGCUUAUAAAAGAUUACAUUGAUGAGGUUUCUGCCCAGCUGAAAAUGGUAUGUGAAUCUGAUACCGAUGAUUUGCUUUUGGAAGAGAAACUUGCCUUUGUUCAAGAGACCAGGCAUGCCUUUGGGAGGACAGCAUUACUCUUAAGUGGGGGUGCUUCACUGGGAUCUUUUCAUGUAGGUGUAGUGAAAACACUGGUUGAGCACAAGCUUUUGCCUCGAAUAGUUGCAGGAUCUAGUGUUGGUUCCAUUAUAUGUUCAAUUGUUGCGACCCGAACAUGGCCUGAGAUCCAGAGCUUCUUUGUAGACUCAUUGCAGACCUUGCAGUUCUUUGAUAGGAUAGGUGGAAUUUUUGCAGUAACAAAACGGGUUAUGACUUAUGGUGCACUCCAUGACAUUAGCCAGAUGCAAAGGCUUUUGAGGGAUCUGACAGGCAACUUAACAUUUCAAGAGGCUUAUGACAUGACUGGCCGUGUUCUUGGCGUCACAGUUUGCUCUCCUAGAAAAAAUGAGCCACCCCGCUGCCUCAACUACCUGACAUCACCACAUGUUGUUAUUUGGAGUGCCGUGACUGCCUCUUGUGCAUUUCCUGGGCUCUUCGAAGCUCAGGAAUUGAUGGCAAAGAAUAGAUUUGGUGAGAUAGUUCCCUUCCACGCACCCUUUUCCACAGACCCAGAGCAAGGUCCUGGAGCAUCAAAGCGUCGGUGGAGGGAUGGAAGUUUGGAGAUGGAUCUGCCCAUGAUGCAACUCAAAGAGUUGUUCAACGUAAAUCACUUCAUUGUGAGCCAAACUAAUCCUCACAUCUCUCCACUCCUCCGACUGAAGGAGAUUGUCACAACCUAUGGAGGUCGCUUCGCUGGAAAGCUUGCUCGUCUGGCUGAAAUGGAGGUUAAGUACAGAUGUAACCAAAUCCUAGAAAUUGGCCUCCCACUGGGAGGACUAGCGAAAUUGUUUGCUCAGGAUUGGGAGGGUGAUGUCACCAUGGUUAUGCCGGCAACAGCAGCCCAGUACUUGAAGAUUAUACAAAACCCUACAUAUGCGGAGCUGCAAAUGGCUGCCAACCAGGGGCGCAGGUGCACAUGGGAGAAGAUCUCUGCGAUCAGAACAAACUGUGCUAUUGAACUUGCGUUGGAUGAGUCCAUUGCCGUUCUAAACCAUAAAAGAAGACUAAAGAGAAGCAUGGAAAGGGUAGCUUCUGCUUCCCAGGGAUAUACAUGCAGUUCUGUAAUCAGAACACCAAGGAGGGUACCAUCGUGGAGCUGCAUCAGUCGAGAGAAUUCUACAGGAUCUCUCUCAGAAGAUUGUUUUGCAACCACUAGUUCAUCUACUCACCAAGGAAUUCAAGUUGUUGCCACACCGAACGUUAUUCAUAAUGAUGGAAGUGAGAGUGAAUCAGAAACCAUUGACUUAAAUUCUUGGACCCGGAGUGGUGGACCUCUAAUGAGGACUUCAUCAGCUGACAUGUUCAUCAAUUUCAUUCAGAAUCUUGAGAUAGAGUCUGAGUUCAAUACAGGUAAUUCAUCAGGAUCUACCGUUUCUAAAGAUUCAUGCCCAAACAAUAAUUCUGGAGUUACUGCACAAGGUACAGAUAGAAGCACAGACACAUCUGAAACUGGUUCAUGCAAUACUGGCAACAAUAUAGCUAGUCAACCCUCUACCUCUACAAGCAUUGCUGUUUCUGAAGGAGAACUGCUGCAACCAGAAAGGAGUACUAACGGAAUUCUAAUUAAUGUUGUCAAAAGAAAGAGUGUGUUUGGUGAGCAUGAAAGCGAAGCUGAAACCGAAUCAUAUGUGGACACAACAAAUUUGGACACUUCUGACUGUCCUGGAGAUAACAAAGAUGCAGCUGACUCAAACGAUCUUUCAGCUGCUCAUACUGAUUCUGUGACUUCACAACAUUCUUCAGCUGAUGAAUAGAUGCUAGAGUUUGAAAGAUUACCGGUGAUAGUUUAUUACAGCAAUGUUGUACGGGAAAGCCAUAGUAUCUCCGUUUAUAGAGAAACUGUAGCGCAGAUGGUGAUGACUGAUGAUAUACGUCUUAUGCUAAUGAUAUGUUUAUGUUUGGUGUAUACAUGUACUGUAAAAUUAUUGUUUGUUGCAUCACACAUGCAUUAGUGAAAUCAGUUGGCUGCCAUUCUUUCGCACUUUACAUGUAUGCUGAAUAUUUAGACGUGGCACAACCAGUUUAAUCUCAUGCUGUCAGUUUCUUCUUUCA